Messenger RNA from Botrytis porri, 405 nucleotides. RefSeq lists its product as uncharacterized. The record is from RefSeq and is a predicted model, not a curated record. Lineage: Eukaryota; Fungi; Ascomycota; Leotiomycetes; Helotiales; Sclerotiniaceae. Bases 1 to 405 code for a protein of 134 amino acids. The transcript has 2 exons.
AUGAUCUUCUCACGCGUCCACAUUCUCAUCAUUUUUCAACUAUUCCUCAUCUUCACGCUCACUAACUCAGCAUCAGUGAAAGGGGGAUGGUCGAAGACGACGAAACACAAUUCAUUAAAAUCCUGUGUCUAUCAAACACCUGCCGGCUUUGCCGACAACCCCGUUGCAACUAAAUCGAAGUAUACCGCCACAGUCACUUCUGGCACUACUGUUUCUACUCCAGUUUAUGAUGGCUGUUGUUUCUUGGAUAAUCCCCCAAAGGAAUGUCCCCCUGAAAAAUGUGAAGGAGCAUGCACUGUGAAGCCGAAAGAUGGCAAGAAGAGCUCUGCACAAAGAGGCGUGGAGAAAAGCGAGAGGGUAUUGGAGUCUGGAUUCCUUGCAGCUAUGAUAUUGUUUCUAUUUUGA